Messenger RNA from Mya arenaria, 609 nucleotides. Its product is annotated as neuronal acetylcholine receptor subunit beta-3-like. Gene Ontology annotation, molecular function: neurotransmitter receptor activity; transmembrane signaling receptor activity; extracellular ligand-gated monoatomic ion channel activity. The record is from RefSeq and is a predicted model, not a curated record. Lineage: Eukaryota; Metazoa; Mollusca; Bivalvia; Myida; Myidae. The transcript has a single exon. Bases 1 to 609 code for a protein of 202 amino acids. Gene Ontology annotation, cellular component: membrane; neuron projection; synapse. Gene Ontology annotation, biological process: regulation of membrane potential; chemical synaptic transmission; signal transduction.
AUGGAUUACUUCUACACUUUAGCUGAUCUAUACAAGAUUAACAAUGUAAGUACAGCGGAAUUCUUUCCAUUAUUGGGAACCGGAACAAACAGCACUAAACUGUAUAUUGAAACAGGGAUACAGUUGCUCGCCCUUCAUGACAUGGAUGAAGUGUCGGGGUCGCUGAAUCUCAUGCUGUAUUUAAAUUUGACCUGGACAGACAAUGUUGUCCGAGCCUCUGGGUUGGACAGUGAUGAACUGUUCUACGGAAGAGCCAAUUACAAUUUAGACUCUUUGUUACUUCCACAUGGCACAAUAUGGACGCCGCCGAUCGUUCUGCUGAAUUCUGUCGAUCUGGACCCUGAAAUUGGUGGCAUGUCGUUCAAACCCAGGUACUAUCUUAAUACAGGUGUUGUUGUUUGGAAACCGAAAGUGAAAGUGCAAUCAACAUGCUCCCCAGACGUGACCUUUUACCCGUUUGACAUUCAGUCAUGCUCGUUUAGUUUUGUGCUUUGGGAUCAUGAUGUUGCUUAUGUAGACUUUGUGAAAACCAACGAUAAGAUAAACAUUACACUUUUCGAAGAAAAUGGAGAAUGGGAGUUUAUCAGGUCAAGUGUAGAAACCAAAUAG